Molecule: messenger RNA, 8408 nt
Organism: Salvelinus fontinalis (brook trout)
Lineage: Eukaryota; Metazoa; Chordata; Actinopteri; Salmoniformes; Salmonidae
Exons: 2
Coding region: 174-1328 (384 amino acids)
Source: RefSeq, a predicted model, not a curated record
AUGGUUAAUUAUCAGUAGGCCAGGCAUGAUACAUUAAACAUUAAACCACCAAGCUCCACCAAUAUUCUCUUUAUAUGCAGCCAGGACAAUAAAAGCAAAGCACAUGGUUACUUAGCAGUGUUUGAAUUGGAUAUAAUUCAAAUCCAGACUCAUCACAUUGCUCAGAAGCACUGAUGCCCCGAUCUACAAACAAAGACAAAUGGAAAGUGCAAACCAUCCCAAAUGCACUUUAUACCGUACACCAUGCUGACCAAAACAAGGGCACUAGAGGACAUUGGUUUGAUAUCAAAUGUUUUGGGUCAGGGCCCAUCCUUUUUAACUUGUCAAAGAACCUGCAUGAGGUCUGGUCUCCACAACAGGACAACAGGUCUGGUCUCCACAACAGGACAACUGGUCUGGUCUCCACAACAGGACAACAGGUCUGGUCUCCACAACAGGAUAACAGGUCUGGUCUCCACAACAGGACAAGAGGUCUGGUCUCCACAACAGGACAACAGGUCUGGUCUCCACAACAGGACAAGAGGUCUGGUCUCCACAACAGGACAACAGGUCUGGUCUCCACAACAGGACAACAGGUCUGGUCUCCACAACAGGACAACAGGUCUGGUCUCCACAACAGGACAACAGGUCUGGUCUCCACAACAGGACAAGAGGUCUGGUCUCCACAACAGGACAACAGGUCUGGUCUCCACAACAGGACAACAGGUCUGGUCUCCACAACAGGACAACAGGUCUGGUCUCCACAACAGGACAACAGGUCUGGUCUCCACAACAGGACAACAGGUCUGGUCUCCACAACAGGACAACAGGUCUGGUCUCCACAACAAGACAACAGGUCUGGUCUCCACAACAGGACAACAGGACUGUUCUCCACAACAGGACAACAGGUCUGGUCUCCACAACAGGACAAGAGGUCUGGUCUCCACAACAGGACAACAGGUCUGGUCUCCACAACAGGACAACAGGUCUGGUCUCCACAACAGGACAACAGGUCUGGUCUCCACAACAGGACAACAGGUCUGGUCUCCACAACAGGACAACAGGACUGGUCUCCACAACAGGACAACAGGUCUGGUCUCCACAACAGGACAAGAGGUCUGGUCUCCAUAACAGGACAACAGGUCUGGUCUCCACAACAGGACAACAGGUCUGGUCUCCACAACAGGACAACAGGUCUGGUCUCCACAACAGGACAACAGGUCUGGUCUCCACAACAGGACAACAGGUCUGGUCUCCACAACAGGACAACAGGUCUGGUCUCCACAACAGGACAACAGGUCUGGUCUCCACAACAGGACUAUUCAUGUGUAUGUUUUUGCCACUGCUGAUUGUGCUUAUGAUGAUGUCUAUAACCCCUCUUAAAGGGAUAGUUCACCAACACAUUUCAAAAUGACAAAUUUGUUGUGGUACCCUGAAAUCAGGUUAUGAACAAAGAGAAGGAGAGACUGCAGUCCAUGCUUUGGGUUUGUUCACCCAACCACUGUCACUACCUGCUUAAAAAAAAGUCUAGCCCCAAACCAAUGUGAGACAAUGUAACAUACUAGAUAUCAGUGUUGUAGUACUCGAGAGGUCUUAAGACCACAUAUUGAGUGUCUCAGUCUUGUCUCGGUGUCGGGGAUACAUGUGUACUCGGUCUUGACUCACCGAGACCAGCCGGGACCAGCGAGGUAAAAAACUCCUAAUUAUCAGCUCCCAUUCAGUUAGAACAUAAAACUCCUAAUUAUCAGCUCCCAUUCAGUCAGAACAUAAAACUCUUAAUUAUCAGCUCCCAUUCAGUCAGAACAUAAAACUCCUAAUUAUCAGCUCCCAUUCAGUCAGAACAUAAAACUCCUAAUUAUCAGCUCCCAUUCAGUCAGAACAUAAAACUCCUAAUUAUCAGCUCCCAUUCAGUCAGAACAUAAAACUCCUAAUUACCAGCUUCCAUUCAGUCAGAACAUAAAACUCUUAAUUAUCAGCUCCCAUUCAGUCAGCACAUAAAACUCUUAAUUAUCAGCUCCCAUUCAGUCAGAACAUAAAACUCCUAAUUAUCAGCUCCCAUUCAGUCAGAACAUAAAACUCCUAAUUAUCAGCUCCCAUUCAGUCAGAACAUAAAACUCUUAAUUAUCAGCUCCCAUUCAGUCAGCACAUAAAACUCUUAAUUAUCAGCUCCCAUUCAGUCAGAACAUAAAACUCCUAAUUAUCAGCUCCCAUUCAGUCAGAACAUAAAACUCCUAAUUAUCAGCUCCCAUUCAGUCAGAACAUAAAACUCUUAAUUAUCAGCUCCCAUUCAGUCAGAACAUAAAACUCCUAAUUAUCAGCUUCCAUUCAGUCAGAACAUAAAACUCCUAAUUAUCAGCUCCCAUUCAGUCAGAACAUAAAACUCCUAAUUAUCAGCUCCCAUUCAGUCAGAACAUAAAACUCUUAAUUAUCAGCUUCCAUUCAGUCAGAACAUAAAACUCCUAAUUAUCAGCUUCCAUUCAGUCAGCACAUUAAACCGCUAUAGGCCUUCAGUAUGUGACAGGUUUGUGAUUCUGAAAGGACAGCAACCGUAAUACCAUCACACUCAUGUAGGAGAGUGACAUUUUUGUAAAACACAAAGGGCCAGUGGUGGUAGUGGAGGAUACACACAGGUAUAAACGUAUACCCACUUUUCUUUUAUUGGGCAUUGCUUAUACUCACUUCUUAAUCCCUACUGAUGCAUAUCAAAGUAGUGUAGUGGAGGUAUAUGAUAGAGAAAUCAUUUGCAAAGAAUAUAUUCACAUGCGCUCUACACACAGCCUAGUUUCAGCAGAUUAUCAUACCUCCACUACACUACUAAUAGUACAAUAGAGAAAUCAUGUGCAAAGCAUGUGAAAUAUAUUUCACAUGCUAGUUUCAGCAGAUUAUCAUCUACAGGCAACAAGAGGUUUAAAAAAUAGGUUAUAUAUGUUCCAUGAUGUACACUAAGACAUUGUUGGCAGAAUAGAUGGAUGCAGUUCAUUGCAUGAUUAAUAUAAUUCACCAAUACAUUUCUUGAUAGUCCAAAACAUAUUACUAUCAGGUUGUAAAUCCCAGCUGGUCUGGUACAUUGUUUGCUGCCUCCAUUCAGGAUGCACUGUUUCAGUUUCAAUGACUCAAUAUUUUUGACAAAAACGAACGAAUGUAACUAAGGCUGGGAAUGUCAAUAAGAUCAAACUAGCAGGGCAAAGAUCACAAGUCAGUCAUAACGUGGCUAAUAGGCUAGUGUAUCUAUUUAUGUAUUCAGCUAAACACACAGAGCAUAACGUUAGAUAGCUAGCUAGCUGCUAGGAGGAUGUCAUGUCAUUGGAGGAGUGGGUGAGUGUGUCUAUUUCCCCUCAUAUCGUUUUCAGUGGCUACACACAGCUAGAGAUGCAGGAGACAUUUGGUUAGCUAGCAAGAACAUGAACGACUGUUAUACAGUUAGCAUAUAUCUUACAUUCGCAAAUUCACUCUGGCUAUCUACUCGAUUUCAGAGCACUCUAGAUAACAUGUAAACACCCUAAUCAGCUCUGCUACGGCAAGUAAAAUGGUAAUUUGUGUUUGGAAGUAGCUAUCCAACUUUAGCUAGUUUACUUGGGUGCUUGGUUGGGACAAGCUUGCAACAUGGCAGGCAAGCUGCAGAAAUACGAGGAGGCUACAAUUCCUCAUCGUUUAUCAGUGGAAUUUUGACGGCCAACUAGCUGAAAAAGUUUGAGAGGGUUUAUCUAAUGUUCCUUUGUUAGAUUUUAGCUCAUCUUGCUCUGGCUAGCAUUAGUUGUUGAUCUUGUUGUUUUCGAGGUGCAUAACUGAGGGAGAGAGAGCCUACAUUUUCAUAGUUGUUUGAUCAAUAGAACUGUAAAGUUCUUAAAUGUAAGAGGACUCCCGUGGUGUUUACAUAUUUGCAUAAAUCCAUUCAGGUGUAUUUUGUGGCUUUUGCUGAAUUCGUUCUAAUGAUCUAAUGCGCUGUGCAACUGAUGACAGGUCCUACUGCCUGUAAACACACAGUCCAGUUCAAAGUGAAUGAUGGCAGGUCCUACUGCCUGUAAACACACAGUCCAGUUCAUAGUGAAUGAUGACAGGUCCUACUGCCUGUAAACACACAGUCCAGUUCAUAGUGAAUGAUGACAGGUCCUACUGCCUGUAAACACACAGUCCAGUUCAUAGUGAAUGAUGACAGGUCCUACUGCCUGUAAACACAGUCCAGUUCAUAGUGAAUGAUGACAGGUCCUACUGCCUGUAAACACACAGUCCAGUUCAUAGUGAAUGAUGACAGGUCCUACUGCCUGUAAACACACAGUCCAGUUCAUAGUGAAUGAUGACAGGUCCUACUGCCUGUAAACACACAGUCCAGUUCAUAGUGAAUGAUGGCAGGUCCUACUGCCUGUAAACACACAGUCCAGUUCAUAGUGAAUGAUGACAGGUCCUACUGCCUGUAAACACACAGUCCAGUUCAUAGUGAAUGAUGACAGGUCCUACUGCCUGUAAACACACAGUCCAGUUCAUAGUGAAUGAUGACAGGUCCUACUGCCUGUAAACACACAGUCCAGUUCAAAGUGAAUGAUGACAGGUCCUACUGCCUGUAAACACACAGUCCAGUUCAUAGUGAAUGAUGACAGGUCCUACUGCCUGUAAACACACAGUCCAGUUCAUAGUGAAUGAUGACAGGUCCUACUACCUGUAAACACACAGUCCAGUUCAUAGUGAAUGAUGACAGGUCCUACUGCCUGUAAACACACAGUCCAGUUCAUAGUGAAUGAUGACAGGUCCUACUACCUGUAAACACACAGUCCAGUUCAAAGUGAAUGAUGACAGGUCCUACUGCCUGUAAACACACAGUCCAGUUCAAAGUGAAUGAUGACAGGUCCUACUGCCUGUAAACACACAGUCCAGUUCAUAGUGAAUGAUGACAGGUCCUACUGCCUGUAAACACAUAGUCCAGUUCAUAGUGAAUGAUGACAGGUCCUACUGCCUGUAAACACACAGUCCAGUUCAUAGUGAAUGAUGACAGGUCCUACUGCCUGUAAACACACAGUCCAGUUCAUAGUGAAUGAUGACAGGUCCUACUGCCUGUAAACACACAGUCCAGUUCAUAGUGAAUGAUGACAGGUCCUACUACCUGUAAACACACAGUCCAGUUCAUAGUGAAUGAUGACAGGUCCUACUGCCUGUAAACACACAGUCCAGUUCAUAGUGAAUGAUGACAGGUCCUACUGCCUGUAAACACACAGUCCAGUUCAUAGUGAAUGAUGACAGGUCCUACUGCCUGUAAACACACAGUCCAGUUCAUAGUGAAUGAUGACAGGUCCUACUGCCUGUAAACACACAGUCCAGUUCAUAGUGAAUGAUGACAGGUCCUACUGCCUGUAAACACACAGUCCAGUUCAUAGUGAAUGAUGACAGGUCCUACUGCCUGUAAACACACAGUCAAGUUCAUAGUGAAUGAUGACAGGUCCUACUACCUGUAAACACAUAGUCCAGUUCAAAGUGAAUGAUGACAGGUCCUACUGCCUGUAAACACAUAGUCCAGUUCAAAGUGAAUGAUGACAGGUCCUACUGCCUGUAAACACACAGUCCAGUUCAUAGUGAAUGAUGACAGGUCCUACUGCCUGUAAACACACAGUCCAGUUCAUAGUGAAUGAUGACAGGUCCUACUGCCUGUAAACACACAGUCCAGUUCAAAGUGAAUGAUGACAGGUCCUACUGCCUGUAAACACACAGUCCAGUUCAUAGUGAAUGAUGGCAGGUCCUACUGCCUGUAAACACACAGUCCAGUUCAUAGUGAAUGAUGACAGUCCUACUGCCUGUAAACACACAGUCCAGUUCAUAGUGAAUGAUGGCAGGUCCUACUGCCUGUAAACACACAGUCCAGUUCAUAGUGAACGAUGACAGGUCCUACUGCCUGUAAACACACAGUCCAGUUCAUAGUGAAUGAUGACAGGUCCUACUGCCUGUAAACACACAGUCCAGUUCAUAGUGAAUGAUGACAGGUCCUACUGCCUGUAAACACACAGUCCAGUUCAUAGUGAACGAUGACAGGUCCUACUGCCUGUAAACACACAGUCCAGUUCAAAGUGAAUGAUGGCAGGUCCUACUGCCUGUAAACACACAGUCCAGUUUAAAGUGAAUGAUGACAGGUCCUACUGCCUGUAAACACACAGUCCAGUUCAUAGUGAAUGAUGACAGGUCCUACUGCCUGUAAACACACAGUCCAGUUCAUAGUGAAUGAUGACAGGUCCUACUGCCUGUAAACACACAGUCCAGUUCAUAGUGAAUGAUGACAGGUCCUACUGCCUGUAAACACACAGUCCAGUUCAAAGUGAAUGAUGACAGGUCCUACUGCCUGUAAACACACAGUCCAGUUCAUAGUGAAUGAUGACAGGUCCUACUGCCUGUAAACACACAGUCCAGUUCAUAGUGAAUGAUGGCAGGUCCUACUGCCUGUAAACACACAGUCCAGUUCAAAGUGAAUGAUGACAGGUCCUACUGCCUGUAAACACACAGUCCAGUUCAAAGUGAAUGAUGACAGGUCCUACUGCCUGUAAACACACAGUCCAGUUCAAAGUGAAUGAUGACAGGUCCUACUGCCUGUAAACACACAGUCCAGUUCAAAGUGAAUGAUGGCAGGUCCUACUGCCUGUAAACACACAGUCCAGUUCAAAGUGAAUGAUGACAGGUCCUACUGCCUGUAAACACACAGUCCAGUUCAUAGUGAAUGAUGACAGGUCCUACUGCCUGUAAACACACAGUCCAGUUCAAAGUGAAUGAUGACAGGUCCUACUGCCUGUAAACACACAGUCCAGUUCAAAGUGAAUGAUGACAGGUCCUACUGCCUGUAAACACACAGUCCAGUUCAUAGUGAAUGAUGACAGGUCCUACUGCCUGUAAACACACAGUCCAGUUCAAAGUGAAUGAUGGCAGGUCCUACUGCCUGUAAACACACAGUCCAGUUCAAAGUGAAUGAUGGCAGGUCCUACUGCCUGUAAACACACAGUCCAGUUCAAAGUGAAUGAUGACAGGUCCUACUGCCUGUAAACACACAGUCCAGUUCAUAGUGAAUGAUGACAGGCCCUACUGCCAGUAAACACACAGUCCAGUUCAAAGUGAAUGAUGGUUGGCCCUACUGCCUGUUAACACAAAUUGUCAAAUGAUUUGAAUACAUGUCAUUAAAUGGCACUUAUUACAUUUGUUACAAGUUGUUUCAAGUUGUUUGUAUGCAGGGAGGGGGGAUGUAACCAUAGAUAUAUUAUUGAGUGUAAUGAGUGUGGAAUGACUAACCUGUUUACAGCUUUACUCUGACUUCAAGGCUGGGGUCUUUAUCUUUGUAAAGAGAGGAUAGCUACAUCUCUGGAGUGAUGAAUCACAUUUCACCAUCUGGCAGUCCGAUGGACGAAUCUGAGUUCGCCAGGAGAACGCUACCUGCCCGAAUGCAUAGUGCCAACUGUAAAGUUUGGUGGAGGAGGAUUAAUGGUCUGGGGCUGUUUUUCAUGGUUCAGGCUAGACCCCUUAGUUCCAGUGAAGGGAAAUCUUAACGCUACAGCAUACAAUGACAUUCUAGAUGAUUCUGUGCUUCCAACUUUGUGUUAACAGUUUGGGGAAGGCCCUUUCCUGUUUCAGCAUGACAAUGCCCCCUGCAUAAACUGAGGUCCAUACAGAAAUGGUUUGUCGAGAUUGGUGUGGAAGAACUUGACUGACCUACAGAGCCCUGACCUUAACCCCAUUAAAUACCUUUGGGAUGAAUUGGAACGCCGACUGCGAGCCAGGCCUAAUCGGCCAACAUCAGUGUCCGACCUCACUAAUGUUCUUGUGGCUGAAUGGAAGCAAGUCCCCGCAGCAAUGUUCCAACAUCUAGUCGAAAGCCUUCCCAGAAGAGUGGAGGCUGUUAUAGCAGCAAAGGAGGGGAACCAAUUCCAUAUUAAUGCCCAAGAUUUUGAAAUGAAAUGUUCGAUGGGCAGAUACUUUUGGUCAUGUAGUGUAUGUUUGGACAGUAUCCUAAUAAAAUAUAAUGAUGUCAGAAGAUUAAAAUGCCAUUAUCUUUAAGUUUGCCAAUGAUAAUAAUGUUACAUUCUGUGAAUGUUUGCGGGACGUUAUCAUCCUAAAGUUAGCUCAAACCCUAACUAGAACUUGAGACUGUGGACUGUUAGCUAAUGUUCUGGGAAUGUUCUCGGUUUGCUUGGCAGUUUGUUCAUUGACAUUUAGAAUACUCAGAAGGUCGCUUACGAAAUGAAUUUGUCAGAAAAGUUUAGCAUUGGUCCUACCACCAAGCUUAUGAAACCUUGAUGUUAUCUUUUGCACAUGUUUGUAUCUCACCUCAACAGAUCACAAAACCACUUUCAGACACAUGCAAAUAGUUCAUUUUUUAUUGGAUCAUGUCACACAGACUCAGUAAGACCAGAGAACAACUUGAUCCUACACUCAAAGGUCAAAGGUGACAGAGCCCUAGAACUCGGUGA